Molecule: messenger RNA, 4241 nt
Organism: Leopardus geoffroyi (Geoffroy's cat)
Lineage: Eukaryota; Metazoa; Chordata; Mammalia; Carnivora; Felidae
Gene: FAM120B
Product: family with sequence similarity 120B
Exons: 6
Coding region: 22-2268 (748 amino acids)
Cellular component (GO): nucleus
Source: RefSeq, a predicted model, not a curated record
AUCCUUUCCAGGAGGUCAGUUAUGGGUGUGAGAGGUUUGCAGGGAUUCGUGGGCAGUACCUGCCCACAUAUAUGCACAGUAGUGAAUUUCAAAGAACUGGCAGAACACCACCGAAGCAAGCAUCCUGGAUGUACUCCUACCAUUGUGGUUGAUGCCAUGUGUUGUCUCAGAUACUGGUACACUCCUGAAUCUUGGAUCUGCGGUGGCCAGUGGCGGGAAUACUUCUCUGCUUUGCGGGAUUUUGUUAAGACUUUUACAGCUGUUGGCAUCAGGUUGAUAUUCUUCUUUGAUGGCACGGUGGAGCAGGAUAAGAGAGAUGAGUGGGUGAAACGAAGACUAAAGAACAACAGGGAGAUCUCCAGGAUUUUCCAUUAUAUCAAGUCACAUAAGGAGCAGCCUGGCAGAAACAUGUUCUUCAUCCCCUCAGGGCUGGCCAUAUUUACACGAUUUGCUUUGAAGAGCCUGGGUCAGGAAACUCUGUGUUCGUUGCAAGAGGCCGACUAUGAGGUGGCAUCUUAUGGCCUCCAGAAUAACUGUCUUGGUAUUCUCGGAGAAGACACCGACUACUUAAUCUAUGAUACCUGUCCCUACUUUUCAAUUAGUGAGCUCUGUCUGGACAGUCUCGAUACUGUCAUGCUCUGUAGAGAGAAGCUCUGUGAGAGUCUAGAUAUCAGCCUGGCAGACCUUCCUCUUCUGGCCUGCUUGCUUGGCAACGAUAUUAUUCCAGAAGGCAUGUUUGAAAGCUUUCGGUACAAGUGCUUGUCUUCCUAUGCCUCUGUAAAGGAGAACUUUGACAAAAAGGGGAACAUCAUCUUAGCUGUAGCAGACCAUAUAUCUAAAGUUCUUCGCUUGCAUCAAGGUGAAAAAAAGCUAGAAGAGAUGUUACCUUUGGGACCAAACAAAGCUCUUUUUUAUAAGGGUGUGGCAUCAUAUCUUUUGCCAGGACAGAAAUCUCCGUGGUUUUUCCAAAAACCUAAGGGUUUAAUAACUUUGGACAAGGAGGUGGGAUCCAUGAGUUCAGACCCUGAAUCCAAGCAAGAAGUUCCCAUGUGUACAGACCCCGAAUCCAAGCAAGGAGUUCCCCUGUGUACAGACCCUGAUUCCAAGCAAGGAAUUCCCAUGUGUACCGACCCUGAAUCCAAGCAAGGAGUUCCCAUGUGUACAGAUCCUGAAUUCAAGCAAGGAGUUCCCAUGUGGACAAAUUCUGAAUCCAAGCAAGGAGUUCCUGUGUGUACAGAUCCUGGGUCUAAACAAGGAGUUCCUGUGUCUACAGACCCUGAUUCCAAGCAAGCAGUUCCCGUGUGUAUAGAUCCUGGCUCCAAGGAAGGAUUCCUCCUGUGUACACAUCCUGAAUUCAAGCAAGGAGAUCCUGUGUGUACACACCCUGAAUCCACGCAAGGAGAUCCUGUGUGUACACACCCUGAAUCCAAGCAAGGAGUUCCCAUGUAUGCAUACUCUGAAUACAGGCAAGGAGUCCCCAUGUGUACACACACUGAAUUCAAGCAAAAAUCACCUCUGGGUGCAGACCCUGAAUUUAAGCUAGAAGCACCUAUAUGUACAAACCCUGGAAUUAAACAAGAAGACCUUGUGAAUAUGGAGCCUGAAAUCAAACAACAAGUAACCAUGGUUUCAGACCCUGAAAUCUUAAAGAUUGCUAGAGCACAUCACGUCCAGGCAGAGAGCUACCUGGUGUACAACAUCAUGAGCAGCGGGGAGAUCGAAUGCAGCAACACCUUGGAGGACGCGCUGGACCAGGCUCUGCCCAGCCAGGCUUUCGUCUACCGCCCCGUGCGCCAGCGCGUUUACUCCCUCCUGCUGGGGGGCGGCGAAGAUGGCGCCAGCACCUGCCCCACUGUCAAGGAGUGGUUUGUGUACUCUGGGAACCCACUGAGGCACCCGGACCUCGUCAGGCCUCUGCAGAUGAACAUUCCAGGGGGAACCCCUAACUUGAAAUUACUGUGGCUGAACCAAGACGCAGGGAUACAAGCCCGGCGCUUGGACGCGCUGCUAGGCUGCUUUGACCUCUCCUCCUCCAGAGAAGAGCUGCAGGCGGUGGAGAAUCCCUUCAAAGCGCUGUGCUGCCUCCUGACCUACCUCUUCGUGCAGGUGGACACGCUUUGCCUGGAGGAUCUGCAUGCUUUCAUUGCUCAGGCCUUGUGCCUCCAAGGAAAACCAACUGUGCAGCUCGUAGACUUACAGAAAAUACAAGGAGAUGGGAUAUUUCCCAACAAGACCGAUAUUACCCUGAUACCAAACCCAGAUAAAUGAAUUACAAAAAGGGAAUACGUCAGACCAAUGUCCCUUGUGAACAUAGACACAGAAAUCCUUAACAAAAUGUUAGAUCAAAUCAAGCAAUGUGUAAAAAGAAGCACACGGACCAAGUGGGAUUGUUUAUUGCAGGGAUGCAUGGCUGAUUCAGAAUUCAAAAAUCUGUCUCUGCAAUUCUCUAAAAUGCUAAUGAAGAAAAAUCACAUGAUCACGUCAGGUAUUCAGAAGAAUAGGCAUAGAGGGGACCUUCUUCACCUCAACAGAGAAUAUCUACAAAAUCCCCUGGAGCUGCUAUCAUGCAUACCAUGGAAGGACUGCAUGUGUCCCCUGUGGUGGUGGAUAAGGCCAGGAGGUCUGCUCACAUCGCCCCUCUGGAGCUCAGGGCUGGCACUUGUGGCCUGUGCACUGAGGCUGGGAAAGGAAGUAAAUGACAUGCAGAUGACUGAGUGAGAAAAAACUAUCCCACUUUGCACAUGACAAGAUUCUCUACAUAGAGAAUCCCAAGGAAUCUACCAAAAAACUCCUAGAGCUAGUGAGAGUUCAGCAAGACCUCAGGCCGAAGACCGACAUAAAAAAAUCUGUGUGCUGAGAAUUAUAAAAUGCUGGUGGAAGAAGUCAAAGGAAACCCAGGUUCGUGGAGAGAGACAUACCAUGCUCAUGGACUGCAAAGCUCUGCACAGUGGAGAGCUCAGUUCUCCAAAUUGAUGGACUGUUUCUAGCAAAAUCCCAGCAAAGGUGUUUUUGUUGUUAUUGAUAUGACAAGAUUAUUUUCAAAUUUAUAUGGAAGAGCAAAGGAACUAAAAUAUAGCCAAAACCGUUUUGAAAAAGAACAAAGCAGGAGGAAUAUAGCUUGUUAACAUAGCUUGUUAUGUAACCACACUGAUCGAGACAGCGUGGAUGGGCUGAAGGAUGGACACAUGGGUCAGUGGAACCGAGCAGAGAACCAAGAAGCAGAACCACAAAGGUACUGCCAGCAGAUUUUGGCAAAGUGCAAAGGUCUUGUCAACAACACGUGCUGCUGGAGUAUUGGACAACCACAGACAGUGGAGUCGUGACCUUAGCCUUACUGUUCAUUCGUGGAAAGUUGAACUCAAGUGGAGCAUUGAGCUAAGUGCGAAGUAUAGCACUAUAAAACUUUCAGGGAAACAGGAAACCUUCGGGAUCUAGGGCUCGGUAGAGAGUUCUUAGGUUUCACAUCAGAAGCAUGGUCCAUAAAAGAAAAUUAAUAAAUUGCACAUCAUCAGAAUUAAAAACUUUUAUCCUGUAAAAAUGAGGAGACACCAAGCUACUGACUGGGAGAAAAAUAUUUGCCAACAUGUCUGACAAAGGGCUUGUAAGUAGGAAAUAAAAGGAGUUUCAAAACUUAGCAGUCAAAAACAAACAGCCCACUUAGAAAGUAGACAAAAGACACAAGUAGACAUUUCACUAAAAAAGAUAUUUGGGUGUGAAAUAUCAAGCAGUUAAAAGUCUUUCAACAUCUUUGAAGCCACAGUGAGGGGCCACUGCGUAUAUAUCAGAGCAGCCAAAACUACGCACGGUGAAGGUGGCAAAGGCUGGCAAGCAUGGCGGUGCUUGGAGGCCAGCUGCACAGUGAUGGGAGCACUGGGAAAAGUUCGUCAGUUCUCUAAAAAGCUAAGCGUGCACUUACCGCGUGCCUCAGCGGUUCCCCUCCUGGGCACUGGUCCCGCAGAAAGGAAGACUUCUGCUCACACGGAACCUGGAUGUGAGCGUUCACAGCAGCUGCGUGUGUGGCAGCAAGAGCUGGAAACGAGAAAUGUCUUUAAAUAGGCGAGCACUCAAACCCCUGGCCCAUCCACACUGUGGGGUGGGACCAGCCAUAAAAGGGAGGGCCUCACACACACAACAGUGUGAGCGAAAAUCAGUGCGUCGUGCUGAGCGAGGAAGCCAGCCCCGCACAGCCACACUCUCAGAGCGAGACAGGGAAACGGAGAGUGGGACAGGCCCCGCCGAGG